AAGAGCCUCAGCUCUUCAGAGCAGCGGCAGCCGCUGGAGGAGUUGGGCGGCUGUUGCUCCCUCUCCGCCCGGAGGAGGAGGAGGAGGAGGAAGAAGAGGAGGAAGAAGAGGCUUCGGCUGCCGCCUCUCCCACCCUCCCCUCCCCUCCCUUCCCCCUCCGCCCCACACCUUUAUGGACGAGCGCCGCAGCCUGCUCCACUCUCCGGCCGCCUCCUCCGCCGGCCGGCAGCCGCGGGGCGGCUCGGGCAGCAGCCACCACAACCUGGGCUACAGCGAGCCGCUGCCCCCCGCCGCCCCCCGGCCGCAGGAGCAGCACGAGGGAGAGGGCGAGGAAGGGGAGGAAGGCAGCAUGACCGUGGUGGGAGGCGGCGGCGGCGGCGGAGACCCUUCCCCGGAGGAAGGGCAGCAUCCCCCGGCGCUGCUGGGCGGGGAGCGCUACGAUCAGCCCCCGGCGCCGGCCGUGCCCGCCGGGCAGCCCGCGGGCGCCGCGGAGCACGAGUGCUGCGAGCGCGUGGUCAUCAACAUCUCGGGGCUGCGCUUCGAGACACAGCUCAAAACCCUGGCGCAGUUCCCCGAGACGCUGCUGGGGGACCCCCGCAAGAGGAUGCGCUACUUCGACCCCCUCCGCAAUGAGUAUUUCUUCGACCGAAACCGGCCCAGCUUCGACGCCAUCCUCUACUACUACCAGUCGGGCGGGCGCAUCCGGCGUCCCGUCAAUGUCCCCAUCGACAUCUUCUCCGAGGAGAUCCGCUUCUACCAGCUGGGCGAGGAGGCCAUGGAGAAGUUUCGGGAGGACGAGGGUUUCAUUCGGGAGGAGCAGCGGCCGCUUCCCGAGAAGGAGUUUCAGCGCCAGGUGUGGCUCCUCUUCGAGUACCCCGAGAGCUCCGGGCCGGCCCGAGGCAUCGCCAUCGUCUCUGUCCUGGUCAUCCUCAUCUCUAUCGUCAUCUUCUGUCUGGAGACCCUGCCUGAGUUCAGGGACGACCAUGACUAUGAGGGAACUGGGGGGACCUUCGCGACAGGCGGUGGCCCUCUCCCACCUGAUGCCUUCACCAACUCCUCAUCCUCGGCCGCUUCCAUGGUGUCAUCCUUCACCGACCCUUUCUUUGUGGUGGAGACUUUAUGCAUCAUCUGGUUCUCCUUUGAGCUGCUGGUCCGUUUCUUUGCCUGCCCCAGCAAGGCCACCUUCUCCAAGAACAUCAUGAACAUCAUUGACAUUGUGGCCAUCAUCCCCUACUUCAUCACGCUGGGCACGGAGCUGGCCGAGCGGCAGGGCAACGGGCAGCAGGCCAUGUCCCUGGCCAUCCUCAGAGUCAUCCGCCUCGUCAGGGUCUUCCGCAUCUUCAAGCUCUCCCGGCACUCCAAGGGGCUGCAGAUCCUGGGCCAGACCCUCAAGGCCAGCAUGAGGGAGCUGGGCUUGCUCAUCUUCUUCCUCUUCAUCGGCGUCAUCCUCUUCUCCAGCGCCGUCUACUUCGCGGAAGCCGACGACCCCAGCUCGGGGUUCAGCAGCAUCCCCGAUGCCUUCUGGUGGGCCGUGGUCACCAUGACCACCGUGGGCUACGGGGACAUGCACCCCAUCACCAUUGGGGGCAAGAUCGUGGGGUCUCUGUGCGCCAUCGCGGGCGUGCUGACCAUCGCCCUGCCCGUGCCCGUCAUCGUCUCCAACUUCAACUAUUUCUACCACCGCGAGACGGAGGGUGAGGAACAAGCCCAGUACAUGCACGUCGGGAGCUGCCAGCACCUCUCGUCCAGCGAGGAGAUGAAGAAGGCUCGCAGCAAUUCCACCCUCAGCAAGUCCGAGUACAUGGUGAUCGAGGAAGGGGGGAUCAAUCACAGUGCAUUCAAACAGGCUGCCUUUAAAGCAGGCAACUGCACAACCACAAACAAUCCCAACUGUGUGAACAUCAAAAAGAUCUUUACGGAUGUUUAAACCAAACCCAAACCAAACGAACGGCAGCAAAUCCUGAGGAUGCGGUAAAACGAUACCAAUAACAAUACCAAUUAUAAUGCAAAGUGACUGUGUGUCGGUGUUGUGUGGAACAUGCACCAUCGUCGGUCUGUGUGUGCUACGUUUUUAUACCUUUAUUUUUUUAGAUCCUUCCUUUCUAAAGAUCCAAAAGUAAAAGGAUUUAAAAUUCUCUGAAGAAGAGGACGGCUAAAGGGUAAUGAGAAGGAAGAUGAAGAUAAACCACACUCACUGUCAAAACAGGUGUUUGUUCUGCAACGUGUUGCAGGGCUGCUUUGCUUUUCAGGCUUUUGGGGAACCUCUUGCUUUGCUCCCGAAUUUCCCCCUCUUUCCCUAAGGGCAGUGUGUGGCCAAUCUCCCUUCCAUCACAUAAAAUAACUCGUUGGAUUAACAAACCCGGGCUGGGUGGAGGAACGGGAAAAACAUGAGGCAGAGCGUACCGGGAGGGGGCUGGGAGGAAAUAACCAUUUAAUUCUGCAGAGAGUCUCUGUUACCACAUCGUUAAAUGAUGCUUAAUAUUGAAACAUGUGAUGUGCCAUUACGGGCACAUCCCAGAUUCCCUUUUUCUCCCCAUUAGCUCAUUUAUGAAAUUCUAAUCUGGUCAGAGACCGAGUGCAAUCAAUGCUGAUUUAAAUAGAAAAAAAAAUAAUUU
Messenger RNA from Oenanthe melanoleuca, 2615 nucleotides. Its product is annotated as potassium voltage-gated channel subfamily A member 3-like. The record is from RefSeq and is a predicted model, not a curated record. The transcript has a single exon. The coding region runs from base 173 to 1927 and encodes 584 amino acids. Gene Ontology annotation, molecular function: delayed rectifier potassium channel activity; protein binding. Gene Ontology annotation, biological process: protein homooligomerization; potassium ion transmembrane transport. NCBI's taxonomy places the organism in Eukaryota, Metazoa, Chordata, Aves, Passeriformes, Muscicapidae. Gene Ontology annotation, cellular component: voltage-gated potassium channel complex; membrane.